Arctia plantaginis is the source of this 816-nucleotide messenger RNA. The record is from the annotation of a GenBank genome assembly. NCBI's taxonomy places the organism in Eukaryota, Metazoa, Arthropoda, Insecta, Lepidoptera, Erebidae.
AUGGUCUGUAUGUAUGUGUCUUUGCAUCGGAAUCAGCUUGAAUGUGGCAUUGCUGGGAACAACCGUCGUAUAGUGGGUGGCACAACUGUCCAGCCACAUGAAUAUCCUUGGCUCGUAUCCCUCAUGCUUGGUCCCAAGCUGCAUUGUGGUGGAGCCAUCAUCACGGAUAUACACAUUCUCACUGCUGGUCAUUGCAUUACAUUUGGCGUCCACUAUCGUGACUUAACUGUGUACGUGGGCAUGCACGACCGCUUGGACACAUCAUACACAACCAUGCAUGUGGCAAAUGGAAUAAAACAUCCCCAAUUUACCUCCAACGCCGUUAGGGACAUCAAUGAUAUAGCAGUUCUUACUCUCGAUAAGAAACUUCGGUUUUCAGAUAAUGUUAGACCUAUAUGCCUGCCGGAUGAAACCAUGGACUUUAAAAAUUUACCCCUGACCGUGGCAGGGUGGGGUAAGACCAGACAAGGUGCGUUAACAUCAUCGAGAUACUUACUGGAGACAAAAGUACAAAUUGUAAACUCUGAAAAGUGCAGAAAAUCUGCCAUAUACAAAGACAAUCUGGUCCCUGAUACUAUGAUGUGUGCAUACAGCCUCGGCAAAGAUGCAUGUCAGGGCGAUAGCGGCGGACCAUUAUUUUCUACACACCGAAGAACACAUAAUAAGAGAUGGUAUCAAGUUGGUAUAGUUUCAUGGGGCAUAGACUGUGCAAUGCCAGACUAUCCAGGUGUCUACACAAUAGUCUCAAAAUAUGUAAACUGGAUUAAGCAACAAACACAACAAGGGACCUUCUGUUCAGAAACGAACGUUUCUUAG